This is a messenger RNA of Pocillopora meandrina, 3696 nucleotides long. The record is from the annotation of a GenBank genome assembly. Lineage: Eukaryota; Metazoa; Cnidaria; Anthozoa; Scleractinia; Pocilloporidae.
CCACGGAAUACUUCGACGCGCGGCGUGUCUGUGUCGGUCUGUCUGUCUACAGCCAACAUGCAGUCAUCUCUGGAGUCCUCUGGUUUCUUCGAGACUUUCAAUAGUGAUGCGGACGAUUUUGAUUUAGAGGACGAUGAUUUCCCAACAGGAACAAUGUCUUUCAACGGGCGACUCGUCAUAUCAGGCGGUCCUAAUGUUUUCCCAGUGCUCGAAACGGGAGGUAAACUAUUAAUUUGUGCCCAAUGUUUAUAUUGUAUACGUACAACGAUCAUGUUUUUUCGCUGAUAAUUACAACUUUUUUCGUCGGACACACUUUAAAUUUAAAUCAAAUCUUGUUGUUAAAAUAUAAUUUUCAACAGUUGCAUCGGUUAAUGCCUUCACUAGCAUCAGUUAAAGCGGAAAGAAGAAACUUUCAACUGCGUAAAGUCUUUCCUGUUGUCGCAUACCUUUACCCCUUGGUAACAUAUCGGGUGGUCUAUAUUGAACUAAUCCCCAAAUCGUUAAAGAUCCUUAAAUAAAACACACAUACCAUCUUUCUCGCUCUGAUUCAAAGAAUAUGUUGGUGCGUUCUUAGCACGAGAUCAACUCGUUUAUAUUAAGCACGCCAGAAAGUUUGAUAGAGAACCUCCGUGAGGGAGUGAACACGUCUCAGAUGACCUUUUUGCCUCGUUAUCUCACCACCCUCUCAUUAAUACUCAAAUUAUUUUUUUCUGGUAAAUGUUUUGCUCCCCCGCACAUAGCUAACAGAACUCAUGUGUUUUCUCGCUAUCAAUUGAGCAAUUUUCUUCUUGCAUGUCAAGGAAUUUUAUUGUAACAUGUGCUGUUUGACAAGUACUUAUAAACUUGAUCCACCAAUGUCACAUUUAUGAUGAACAAACUAAUCCCUGCAAGGACAGCUGCUUCCAUAAAUACUUCUGUAUCAGUGUUUAUUAAAUUAUGGCUUUUUUUUCUAAGUUGUGGAACUUUGCAUUUAUGUUUGGUUUCUUGGUGACCAAUAUAUUUUUUAAUUCUUUCCCAAUAUUUUUUUGACUUGUCACUCUAAUUUCUUUGUUCCACAUUAAGUGCAUUAUUGCGCACUGCCUCUUGCACCAUUGGAUUUGAUCUUUUGCAGUUCACUUUUGAGCUUGGGAACAAGCUCUCCAGGGGAAAGAGGGUGCAGGUGGAGAAAGAGUGAGAAAGAUGAAUGGGUAGGGAUGGGGGAAGGGGAAGGGGAGGGGGAGGGGAUGGUAGGGAGCCUCUGCUACAACUCCCAAUCUUCCAUUUUGCACCCCUUUCCCCUCCCCCCCCCUUUGCUAAAUAUCAGUUCCCAUUUACCCCUUGAACCAAAGUUUGUCAGUUUGUCAACUGGUCAUCAUUUUUUCAGAUGUGUUUGAUUGUUUAUUAGGGAGAGGCAUUGUGUUUGUUCCAGAAGAUAAGAGUACUGAUUGUGAUGGGGAUGAUCAUAUUGAUGAUAGUAUUUGUAGAGGUUACGGAAUGUCAGUUAAUACAGAUCCACAAAAUAUCAAGUUUGACAUCAUUUCAACCAGGAUAAAUGAAAAUCAACGGAAGCAGCAUGUGGUCAGUAAAUUGAAUAGAGUUAUUAAUUUUAAAUUUCUGUAGGUUUAUUACAGCUUUGCUCUGUAUAAAUGCCACUUCUUGAAUGCUUUUCGAUGCUGUUGUAGGUCCUGUACAGUAUAUUCAAUCCACUAACUAUUUUUGCAUCUUACAUACAAGUAAAAUUGCUGUUGUUUUUGUGUUUGUGUAUUCAGUUACAUAUGGAUUUUUUCUAUAAGCGAUAAAUGCAUAAGUUCAAGAAAUUAGUCUUCUAAUUUUUUACUGUAUUUAUUUAUUUUUUUUUUAGUUUUACACUCUCAUGGUCCUCAAAACUGAAGGUGUUGACACAGACAAAGCUUUAAUAGACCGACGUUACUCAGACUUUGCAGCUCUUUAUAAAGCUCUCAAGAAAGACCAUUCCAAAUUACUUGAAGGUGUAAACUUUCCUGGAAAAGUUUUUGGUCAGAAAAGUAAUUUGAAUCCUGAAGUUAUAGAGGCCAGACGCUGUGCUUUUGAGUCUUUCCUUCAAAAGGUGCACACUCAUAAGGAGGUCCUUCAUCAUCCAGCUUAUAGGAAAUUUUUCUAUUUGCCAGAACUCUGCGAGGCGACAGAACACUUGAAAGGUGGUGAAUUGAAGCGUAGUCUAAAGCUUUUGCUGAACAGUCUGCAUCUUCAAGUCAAGUUGUGUGAUCAAGUGAGAGAGAUCAUUGCUACUUUGGCAGCAAUUGUUGUCGUACAUGAGGCUCAAAGUAAAUUUGAAGAAGCUGAUCGUUAUGCAACAGCUGCUCUUGAAUUAAUUGAUGAAGAUCAUUACUGUUCUUAUCUCAUUCCACUUUUGGAUACAACAGCCAGACUUAGAUGGAAACUAAAAAAAGACAAGAGCACAUUAGAGAGAAAUUUGGCACGUGUUCAAAAAACAAGUGGGAUUGAUGUCGAUUGUGCUUUCACUUUGCGAGAGCUUGCUGUUACAAGGUUUAGCAUGUGAAAUGUUUCUAUUUGAAGGAGAGUUUCAAAUUGUAGUACAUGGACAGGAAGAGGGCAUUCCCCUUGAAUUAGUCCCCAGGGUGCUUGUUUCCAAUCAUUGUCAGGAUAAGUUUGUUCUUUUUUUCAGAUUUGAACAUUCUGUCGUUUAUUAAUUAGCAAAGUUGUGAAGGCAUGCAGUCAAGUUCAUCAGUAAGGGAAUGUGGAAUUCACAAGUUAGACUACACAUAACUGAAUUGAAAAACCUCUGAAGUUGUUGACGUAUGAGAAAUUGAGAAACAUUUCCUGCAUUCCUGUCGUUUAAUGUCCUUCCUGUUUCUAUGAAUUUGUAACAGAACAACUUAUUCAUUUUUCUUAAAAUCGUGUUUUUAUAAAUAGAUGAAAUUUAGAUGACAUCCUCAAUCAUAGCAUGUGUUGAAGGUUAGUCAUUAGGAGCAAUCUAAGAAUCUUUCAAAAAUCUAAUUUCUCGGCAAAAUUAUAGGAGAUAAUUCAGUGGCAUCCCAACUUAAAACAUUUAAUUAAGUCAUGAAAUGCCUUUAAGUUAGUUAUUACAGAGUGCAAAUGAUCAGGCAAUGUUUUAAAGCCAGGCACAGUACUAAGCUUAAACCUAAAAUAAUAAAUAAAUAAAACAGUACUAAGCUAAAACCUAAACUAAAUUUUCUAGAGAAGAUGAAGCAAAUGCAGCCAAUUAAUUUUGAUUAAUGUAUAGGCAUGGUAGAACUGUAAGAAAAAAUAUGAUGUGUCCCAUUAGCAGGCUCUUUUGGGAGGUAAAUAAAAUUCAAAGUUGAAAUAACUAUGCUUUCCAACCCAUAACAGAUGUGCUACUCAAGAAUUGUAAGUAAAGUAAUGUUCUCAGUUUGUAUGUCAUUUCUGAAUUUUUUUAUAUAUUACUAAGCUUGCACAACUGUCAACACCAAAUUUUAUCUAAAAACUCUGACUCUUGGCAUGUUUCAGAAUGUGACAUGACAUCUGUUCUUUGGGUAGAUAAGUUGUUGUUUCACUAGCAAACCUUUGUAAUUAGUGUAUAAAAUUACAUGUAUUUUGUUAACUGUACAUAACUAGUUUCAAGAGUACUCCUUAUAGUUAUUAGUUUUAUUUCCUAUUAUUUAUCCCAUGUAGAUUAAUAUAUAAAUGGUGAUAAAGGAAUAAAACCUAAUUUUUCUAAAUAAAUGAGUAGAUCAG